AUGUCGGAGAAAAAGGAACAGUCCUCAAAGAAUAGCAAGGCUCAAGAUGAACUCAAGCAUGAGAAAACUCCACCCAAGAUAGUUUAUAAUGACCAUGAAAAGAAAAAACAAGCACUAGUCACGAGAACAGUUUGGUCCCUAGUGAUACUUUUUGUGUUUCUCGUGGUUCUUGCUAGUGGCCAUUUGCCUCUUAUUGGCUUUGUCAUAUUGUGCCAGAUCCUCACCUUCAAAGAGAUCAUUGCUUUAACCUCUGAGCCGGCCAGAGACAAAAAUAUUCCAUGGAACAAGACAUUAAAUUGGUACUUCUUGUGCUGUACCGUAUACUACUAUGAUGGUGAGUCUGUCUUCGACUUCCUUCAGGACGAGAUUCUUUCCUCUAACGCAUUGUUCUUCUUUUAUAAGAAUCACAAGUUUAUUGCCUAUUCCCUCUACAUUGCUGGCUUCAUAUUUUUUGUCUUCACCUUGAAGAAAGGCUUUUACAAGUUCCAAUUUGCCCUGUUAUGCGCCACCCACAUGACUUUACUUCUUGUCGUUUUCCAAUCUCAUUUGAUCAUCGAGAACAUUCUUAACGGUAUCAUUUGGUUAUUGAUUCCUGCUUCGCUUGUGAUCGUUAACGACAUUUUUGCGUAUCUCUGCGGUAUCACGUUUGGAAGGACCCAAUUGAUUGAGAUUUCUCCGAAGAAGACAGUUGAGGGUUUUAUCGGCGCCUGGAUUUGCACCGGUCUCGCUGCGGUCUUGGUUGCAUGGUUAUUAUCGCAAUCAGACUACUUGAUUUGUCCUGCUACUAACCUAUCCACCACAAUCUACAACUAUCCUCACUGUGAGCCUAACCCUGUCUUCAUUCCACAAAUAUACCAGCUUCCAGAUAAUAUUGCUGAAUACUUGGGACAGUCAGCCGUUACGUUCAAGCCACUUUACUUACACUCGGCUGUCAUCGCCACCUUUGCCUCGCUCAUUGCUCCUUUCGGAGGUUUCUUCGCCUCUGGCUUGAAGAGAGCUUUUGGAAUUAAAGACUUCGGUGACACAAUUCCAGGCCACGGUGGUAUCACGGACAGAUUUGACUGUCAGUUUUUGAUGGGCUCAUUUUCCUACUUGUACUUCCAAACCUUUAUCUCCUCGAGUAACCUUGGCUUGCAAAAGGUGUUGCAAAUGGCCGUCUUUAACUUGACUACAGGGCAGAUCAUACAAUUGACGAAGGCCUUGUUGAAAUACCUCCAUACUCUGGGCAACCUCAAUGACGAAAAGUUGCACGCGAUACUCGAAAUAUUGAAUUAA
This is a messenger RNA of Candidozyma auris, 1275 nucleotides long. RefSeq names its product phosphatidate cytidylyltransferase (gene CDS1). The transcript has a single exon. Gene Ontology annotation, cellular component: endoplasmic reticulum membrane. Bases 1 to 1275 code for a protein of 424 amino acids. Gene Ontology annotation, molecular function: phosphatidate cytidylyltransferase activity. The record is from RefSeq and is a predicted model, not a curated record. Lineage: Eukaryota; Fungi; Ascomycota; Pichiomycetes; Serinales; Metschnikowiaceae.